ACGCGGCACCUUCCGCUGCUGCACGGCACGGCCCCGCCGGCCCGCCCCGGGACGACGGCGAGAUGAGGUGAACCAAAGUGUUGGUAGUAAUUCUCUCGUACGACGUCUUCAAUGCCGCAUUUAAGCCGGGCGUGACCGCUCAGCCGCGGACCACCUUUCCUCUGUUCCUCCCCUGUGUGAGUGAUCGGCCAGUCCGAGGCGUGGCUCGCUCGAUCCCCUCUCCUUUUCGCCCUCUCUUCACUGUCAGUAUCUGUUGUCUUAUUGCCGGCCACUGCCUCCCCUGCCGCGCGCUCGGAGGCUGCAGCAAUGGCGACGCGCUUCUCCGCCGCCGUGCUUCCUUUGCUCCUCGGCUUUCUGCUCCUGCAAGGAGCACCGUCGCGCGCCGCCGACGCCGACACCGUCGCCGUCGGCCGGCCGCUGUCAGGCCGACAGAGGCUGGUGUCCAGGCGCGGCAAGUUCGCGCUCGGCUUCUUCCAGCCUGCAGAAUCAUCGCAGAACUGGUACCUCGGCAUUUGGUACAACCAAAUCUCCAAGCACACCACGGUGUGGGUUGCCAACCGGGACACGCCGGUCUCCGACCCAGCCUCCUCGCAGCUCUCUAUCUCGAGCGACGGCAACAUGGUCCUCCUCGACGACCGUGCCAAGUCCCCGGUACUCUGGUCCACAGGCGUCGCCUCCGGCGGCUCCACGGUCGGCCUCCUGCUCGACACGGGCAACCUCGUCCUGGCGGACGCGUCCAACACCUCCGCCGUGCUCUGGCAGAGCUUCGACCACUUCGGCGACACGUGGCUGCCCGGCGGCAAGCUCGGCCGGAACAAGCGCACCGGCGAGGUCACUCGUCUCUUCGCGUGGAAGGGCUACGACGACCCGGCGCCCGGCGUGUUCGCGCUCGAGCUCGACCCGAACGGCACGAGCCAGUACCUGCUCAACUGGAACGGCAGCAUGGAGUACUGGACCAGCGGCAACUGGACCGGGGACGGGUUCACCGGCGUGCCGGAGUUGACGGCCUAUAGCAAGUACCCGAAUUCCAAGUACAAAUUCGGCUACGUCGACGGCGUGGACGAGAGCUACUUCUUCUACGACGUCAAGGACGAGGCCGUCGUGACGCGGUUCCUGGUGGACGUGACGGGCCAGAUCAAGUUCCUGACGUGGGUUGAGUCAGCCGGCCAGUGGAUCCUCUUCUGGUCGCAGCCCAAGGCGCAGUGCGACGUCUACGCGCUCUGCGGGGCCUUCGCCGCGUGCGUCGAGAACGAGCUGCCGUCGUGCCGCUGCCUUCGCGGCUUCCGCGAGCGGCGGCCGCUGGCAUGGCUGCAGGGCGAUCAUGCUGAGGGCUGCGUCAGGGACACCGCGCUGCAGCAGUGCACGAUGCGGGAGGCGAAGAACGACGACGGUUUCUAUGCCAUGCCUGACGUGAGGCUGCCGAGCGACGCGCGGGGUGUCGUGUCCGCGGCGAGCGCUCGUGACUGCGAGCUCGCGUGUAUCGGGGAGUGCUCCUGCACUGCCUACUCCUACAACGGUAGCUGCUGGCUCUGGCACGGAGGCCUCAUCAACCUCCAAGACACGAGCAGCACUGGCACCGGAGGCGGCAGUGGCACCAUCCUCAUCCGGCUGGCUGCGUCCGAGUUCACUAGCCAAGGGCGCACCAAGACACUGAUCAUUGCACUCGUCAUCGUCGCGGCGGCCGUGGCCGCAGUCACCGUUGCCAUUCUCGUGUCAGUCUUCGUUCUGAGGAGGAGAAGGGUGAAGGCGCAAAGGAGAGUCGUGGAAGGUUCCCUGAUGGCGUUCACGUACCGCGACAUGCAGUCCGUGACCAACAACUUCUCGGACAAGCUCGGCGGCGGCUCCUUCGGGUCGGUGUUCAAAGGGUCACUCCCCGACGCGGCGGUGACGCUGGUCGCGGUGAAGAAGCUGGAGGGUGUGCGUCAGGGGGAGAAGCAGUUCCGCGCGGAGGUGAGCACGAUCGGCACCAUCCAGCACGUCAACCUCAUCCGGCUGCUCGGGUUCUGCUCCGAGGGGACACGGAGGCUGCUCGUCUACGAGCACAUGCCCAACGGCUCCCUGGACAGGCACCUCUUCGGGUCCGGCCCCAGCCCCGGCCAUGGCGUCCUCAGCUGGGAGACGAGGUACCAGAUCGCUCUGGGCAUCGCGAGGGGACUGGACUAUCUGCACGACAAGUGCAGGGACUGCAUCAUACACUGCGACAUCAAGCCCGAGAACAUCCUCCUGGACGACGCGUUCGCCGUGAAGGUGGCCGACUUUGGGCUGGCCAAGCUCAUGGGCCGCGACAUCAGCCGCGUGCUGACGACGAUGAGGGGCACGGUGGGGUACCUGGCGCCGGAGUGGAUCACCGGCACGGCCAUCACGGCCAAGGCCGACGUGUUCAGCUACGGCAUGCUGCUCUUCGAGAUCGUGUCCGGCAGGAGGAACGUGGAGCAGCGGCCGGACGGCACCGUGGACUUCUUCCCGUCGACGGCCGCGAGCCGGCUCCUGGAUGGCGACGUGAAGAGCACGGUGGACAGGCGGCUCGACGGCGACGCCGACAGUGGCGAGGUGGAGCGGGCGUGCAAGGUGGCGUGCUGGUGCGUGCAGGACGAGGAGGGCGCGCGGCCGAGCAUGGGGACGGUGGUGCAGGCCCUCGAGGGGCUCGUCGAGGUCAGCAUGCCGCCUGUCCCGAGAAUGCUCAAAGUGCUGGGGGAUCCAGCCAACUACGUCAAGUUCUUUUCAGGGUUGCCGUCGACAUGAAACCGGAUCAGUACAACACCGCGCAGCAGUGUAGUUACCUUAAGUGACCUACGCAUGCACAGCUGUGUAUAAAUAUACAAGUAGGGUAGUCUUCUUCCAACGUAUUCAUGAACUGUAGUGGUGCAUUCUACUCCCUCGGUCCCAAAAUAAAUGACUCAAAUUUGUCACGGAGGGAGUACGUGUUUUACGAACUAGCGAAGAAUUCGUGUAUGCAAUUUUGCAGCUAUAGCAAAUGGGCUAAUGUUGUGCUAAUUAAGCACGUGACCA
This is a messenger RNA of Triticum aestivum (bread wheat), 3009 nucleotides long. Its product is annotated as G-type lectin S-receptor-like serine/threonine-protein kinase At2g19130. The transcript has 2 exons. The coding region runs from base 307 to 2742 and encodes 811 amino acids. Gene Ontology annotation, biological process: recognition of pollen; protein phosphorylation. The record is from RefSeq and is a predicted model, not a curated record. Gene Ontology annotation, molecular function: ATP binding; protein serine/threonine kinase activity. Lineage: Eukaryota; Viridiplantae; Streptophyta; Magnoliopsida; Poales; Poaceae.